GGGACUGUCGGUUCUAUCACUCUUCGUCGUAUAGAGGAAAAGAAGGAGACCAACUUGACUGCUCUACGGGAAUAGUUACCAGACUGCAACCCAUUGCGUUAGAGUGCCCAGGGAAAGAGCGCUACAGGGGGGACGGCAGCAUUUUUCUUGCUGUAACAGAGCGCAGCAGACUACUUGAAAGAACGCCAGGAGCAGAAUCCUAGUGAGGUGACCAUGAGUGAGAAGUUCGACUGUGACCACUGCAAGGAGUCCCUGUACGGACGGAAGUACAUCCAGUCAGAGGACAACCCCUACUGCAUUCCCUGCUACGACAGCCUGUUCGCCAACACCUGCGAUGAGUGCAAGGAGCUCAUCGGCCACGACUCCAGGGAGCUGUUCUACGAGGAGCGGCACUACCACGAGCACUGCUUCCGCUGUUUUCGCUGCGACCGCUCGCUAGCCGACGAGCCCUUCACCAGCCAGGAUGACUCACUGCUCUGCAACGACUGCUACUGCAACGAGUUCUCCUCCAAGUGUGUGGCCUGCGACAAGACCGUCAUGCCAGGCACGAGGAAGCUGGAGUACGGCGGCUCCACGUGGCACGAGAGCUGCUUCAUCUGCCACAGCUGUGAGCAGCCCAUCGGCUCCAAGUCCUUCAUCCCGGACAAGGACGAGCACUACUGUGUGCCCUGCUACGAGAACAAGUUUGCCCCACGCUGCACACGCUGCAAGCAGGUGUUGUCCAAAGGGGGUGUGACCUACCGAGAGGAGCCGUGGCACAAGGAGUGUUUCGUGUGCACGGGCUGCAAGAUCCAGUUAGCCGGUCAGCACUUCACCUCUCGUGACGACAGUCCCUACUGCCUGAAGUGCUUCGGCAACUUGUAUGCCAAGAAGUGUGAAGCCUGCGAAAAACCAAUCACAGGUUUUGGAGGAGGGAAGUACAUCUCUUUUGAGGAACGUCAGUGGCACCAGCCCUGCUUCACCUGCUCGCGCUGCUCCGUGUCGCUGGUGGGCGCUGGCUUCUUCCCUGAGCGGGACGAGAUCCUCUGCCGUGACUGCAACACCAAAUUAUAGAGCCAAAGCCCACAUCAGCCAAACAUUAGCCCCCAUCACCACUGCAUGCAACUGCUGCAAUACCACCGCCUGCCCCCAGUCCUACCUCCUCCUCUCCUCUCUUCCACUCUUCCCUCCUCUCCUCUCCUCCCCUCCUCCUCUCCUUUCCUCUCCUCCCCUCUCAGCCCUGUUAAACUCAAGGCCUUAUGCCCACUUAGCACUGCUAACAUCCCUACACACACAUACACACACGCUCACACACACACACUCACACACACACACACACACACACACACACA
Clupea harengus (Atlantic herring) is the source of this 1331-nucleotide messenger RNA. RefSeq names its product four and a half LIM domains 3a (gene fhl3a). Gene Ontology annotation, cellular component: nucleus; Z disc; stress fiber. The record is from RefSeq and is a predicted model, not a curated record. Gene Ontology annotation, biological process: actin cytoskeleton organization. Gene Ontology annotation, molecular function: actin binding; transcription coregulator activity. Lineage: Eukaryota; Metazoa; Chordata; Actinopteri; Clupeiformes; Clupeidae.